GGCACAAACACAAGCGUCCUGCUGAUGUACUGUUGCCUGUGUCUCCAGCUCAUUAUGGAUUUAUGUGGAUUAACAGUAUCACAUGGGUUUUAGUCUGGCUGAGUCACCAAGGCAGAGCGAUAGCAGAAGGAGCAGCGUCGGUGAAAGGGGAAGAAGAGCUGAGGACGCAGAGGACGGCAGGCAGAAUGACAGAUGGGCUAUACGAGACAGACAGAGAAAGAGAGGUUGAGGAAGAUGAAGAAAUGUCAACCGACGUAUAUGUGCAGAGGAUGGAGAGGGAGCGUGGCAGUUUCGGAGAGGUGGACAUGGAGGACUGGAAUGGGCUGCCUGCUGGAGUGGAGCUAGGAGAGGUGGUGAAAGAGCUGACCCCCGGAGAGCCCAUCACCCCCAGCUCGGUCUUGCGGCUCACAUCCUACACUGACGAUUACUUGUGCAGUCCUGAGGACAAUAUCUACAACAUCAGCUUCUCACGCUUUAAGAUCCGAGACUUGGAGAGCGGGGCAGUCAUUCUGGACAUCAAGAAACACUGUCCGACAGAAAUAAAAGAUGUGAUCGACUUAAAUGCAGGCAGGUUCAUUCAGUAUCACUUCAGCCCUGCCUUCCUUUCCCUGCGGGAGAUUGGAGCCACGCUGGAGUUCACUGUCGGAAGCAAGGCGGUCAACAGGCUCCGCCUAAUUGAGAGACAUUACUACAGAGACCAGCUGCUCAAGUCUUUUGAUUUUGAGAUCGGCUUCUGCAUCCCCUACAGCAGGAACACGUGUGAGCACAUCUACACGUUGCCUGAGCUGGACCCCGAUACAGUUGCAGAUAUGAUCGCCAGCCCCUUUGAGACAAGGUCAGACAGCUUCUACUUUGCCAACAACACACUCAUCAUGCAUCACAAGGCUGAGUACUCCUUCUGCGAGAAGCCCUAACGGGAUGCUCGGGUCACACUAAGGCGGAAUGGAGUGACGUGUGCCGACCCCGGAGCCGUGCCGACUCACGUCGCAGCCACGCAGUGCUCGCCCCUGCGGUCCCUGUUGUCAUUGUUGCUGUUCCACAGUAGCUGUGUUCCCUCCUGCAGCGAGGGAGUCUGUCUCGUGUUGGCAUGCCUGUGUUGUUGUUGUUGUUGUUGUUGUUGUUGACAACCAAUAAAAGAAAGCAACUGCUUACUGCAC
Messenger RNA from Scleropages formosus (Asian bonytongue), 1157 nucleotides. RefSeq names its product protein unc-119 homolog A-like. Bases 63 to 914 code for a protein of 283 amino acids. Lineage: Eukaryota; Metazoa; Chordata; Actinopteri; Osteoglossiformes; Osteoglossidae. The record is from RefSeq and is a predicted model, not a curated record. Gene Ontology annotation, molecular function: lipid binding. Gene Ontology annotation, biological process: positive regulation of protein tyrosine kinase activity; visual perception; mitotic cytokinesis. Gene Ontology annotation, cellular component: centrosome; spindle midzone; intercellular bridge. The transcript has 7 exons.